Messenger RNA from Drosophila hydei, 1321 nucleotides. Its product is annotated as pupal cuticle protein C1B-like. The record is from RefSeq and is a predicted model, not a curated record. Bases 453 to 833 code for a protein of 126 amino acids. The transcript has 2 exons. NCBI's taxonomy places the organism in Eukaryota, Metazoa, Arthropoda, Insecta, Diptera, Drosophilidae.
UUGCUUGAACUUUAACUCGAGUAGCUUUGAAUUGUGACUGAUGAUAAUUUGGGAGUCAGCAGUCGUGUUUAUAUAGAACGAGCAUCAGUCGAGGAGCUGAACACACGAAAGACGGAGCAAUAGCCAUAGCCAUAGCAUAGCUGCGGCCUUCACAACGACUCAGCAAUAAGUCCAAGCCAAAGCUAGCCGAAUCCACGAACUAAAGCCGAAUUUGACUUGUUUGAGCUUAUUUCCGACAGCUGCAGCUCACGAAGCAUAUGCAGGCAGCCUGAGCUGCUGCUGCUGCUGCUGCUGUCUUAUCAGCGUCGAGGCAAGUCAAGGUGAACGACUUCUCUGGCUGAUAUGCUAGCCCUUACCUAUAAAAGCGUUUCGCGCAGAACCAAACAGCAUCAGUUAACCCCGUCAUCUUCUGCGUAAGACAACAAACAGUCCCGAAAAUAACCAAACUCAAAAUGUUCAAAUACGUCGCCAUUGUUGCCCUUCUGUUUGCCUCCGCCAGCGCUGGUCUGAUUGAGACUCAUCAUGUGGUCCACGAGCCCGUUCUAGCCAAGGUGGGCACCGUUGUGCACAGCGCUCCUUCGGCUGUCUCCCAUCAGAGCAUCACUCAGGUCCACAGCAAGCCUGUCAUCCAGCACGUUGUGGCGCCUGUCCUGAAGACCACCAUCCAUGCUGCUCCAGCUGUCCACGCCGUGCAUGCUGCUCCAGUGGUUCACUCCGUUCAUGCUGCUCCUCUGCUGCACGCUGCUCCUGCUGUGGUGCCAGUCGUGCACUCAGCUCCUGUGAUCAAGUCUGUGCUGCACACAGCUCCUUUGGCCUACUCUCUGCAUCAUUGAUUGAUUGAUUGAUCAGCGAUAGAUUGUGAUAGGAAGUUUAUGAUUUUUGUUUAAAUAAAGUUUUCCGUUUCAUUUAAAAAGUUUGUUGAGAAAGAGUUAUGUUCACAAAUGCGUGCCAUUGGCUGUCUUAUACUUACAACUCACUUUGCGCUGUCUUAUACAGAUGCAGUCUUAUACAACCUUAAGUACGUUGCAUACUUUUGGGCUUUGCGCUUAAAUCAAAAGACUUGAACUUCGCUCGCUAUAGGAAUUAUUUAUGUCAGGGCAUUUUAUUGCAUACAAAUAGAAACUAAAACAUUUUUUUGUGAUUUUUCGUUGUUGCUUAAACAGGGCACGUGAAAUUUCAGUGGGUGAAACAGUAGCCGGACGGAGUACAUGUCAGUAUGUCAGUGUGUGUGCGUGUGUGUGUGAGUCUAUCUAUUUGUCUGUCUGGAUGUGUCGCGUUUAGCUAUUGGCAGCUCUCUUUUACCAGAUGCUCUUGACCACAA